CACAUGCUCCGCGCCAGGCUCCGUGCUUGGUGCUCUGCAUUUGCUUGUGUUUGAUGGAUGAAUAGAAGGUCAUCCCUGAGGGAAGCCAGUAGGUACCCUUUGGGUUCUCAUCACAUUUUCCACUUGGGUGUCUUUGAUUCAGGUAAUGAGUGGGAGGAGGAGAGCCAAGCUGGAGUUUACCCAAACUGUCAGAAAAGGGUACCCUGGGCUCCUUGGAAACCUGAGUCCUCAGGUCACACAUGGGAGCUUGCUUUUCCCCGGAGUGAAGACCUCGAGGAGGUGUCCUGUGUCAGUGGCAGCCUUUGCGCUGGUGGCUCCGAGCUGCUGCAGCUGGUCUGGCCCAGGAGCCAAGUGUUACUCUUGACUCGGAGGCUGGCUCCUGGCUCUUCCCUGCUCACACUAAGGACCUCUGGCCACAGGCAGUUAUGACAUUACCGAGAGCCAUGGACUUCCCGCAGCACAGCCAGCAUGUCUUGGAGCAGCUGAACCAGCAGCGGCAGCUGGGGCUUCUGUGUGACUGCACUUUCGUGGUGGAUGGUGUGGAUUUUAAGGCCCACAAAGCAGUGCUGGCGGCCUGCAGUGAGUACUUCAAGAUGCUCUUCGUGGACCAGAAGGAUGUGGUGCACCUGGACAUCAGCAACGCAGCAGGCCUGGGGCAGGUGCUGGAGUUCAUGUACACGGCCAAGCUGAGCCUGAGCUCCGAGAACGUGGACGACGUGCUGGCCGUGGCCAGCUUCCUGCAGAUACAGGACAUCAUCACAGCCUGCCACGCCCUCAAGUCGCUCGCUGAGCCGGCUGCCAGCCCAGGGGAGAGCACAGAGGCCUUGGCCUUGGAAGGAGGGGCCAGGAGAGCCAAAGAGGAGAGGGCUGCUGCCACCACGCUGAGUGCGCUGGACCCUGCUGGAGGCAGCCCACCCAGGGGCUCCGGCAGGGAGCCCAAGGAGGAGCGAGGGGGACAGGCUGAGAGUGCAGCCAGCGGUGCGGAGCAGACGGAGAAGGCCGAUGCCCCCCGGGAGCCCCCGCCGGUGGAGCCCAAGCCCGACCCCACCAGUGGCAUGGCUGCUGCAGAGGCCGAGGCCGCCUUGUCAGAGAGCGCGGAGCAAGAAAUGCAGGUGGAGCCAGCCCGCAAAGGGGAAGGGCCGGGCGAGGACCCCGCGCCCGCUGUGAAGGUGGAGGGGCCGCAGCUGGACAAGGGAGACGCCCCCGAGGAGAGCGAGGAGUCGGCCAGCACGGACUCGGGCCAGGAGCUGGGCGCCGAGGCCCGUGGCCUGCGCCCCGGCACCUACGGCGACCGCACCGACCCGCUGAAGCCCUACGGCUGCGAGGAGUGCGGCAAGAGCUACCGGCUCAUCAGCCUGCUGAACCUGCACAAGAAGCGGCACUCGGGCGAGGCGCGCUACCGCUGCGAGGACUGCGGCAAGCUCUUCACCACGUCGGGCAACCUCAAGCGGCACCAGCUGGUGCACAGCGGCGAGAAGCCCUACCAGUGCGACUACUGCGGCCGCUCCUUCUCCGACCCCACCUCCAAGAUGCGCCACCUGGAGACUCACGACACGGACAAGGAGCACAAGUGUCCCCACUGCGACAAGAAGUUCAACCAGGUGGGGAACCUGAAGGCCCACCUGAAGAUCCACAUCGCAGACGGGCCCCUCAAGUGCCGCGAGUGUGGGAAGCAGUUCACCACCUCAGGGAACCUGAAGCGGCACCUGCGGAUCCACAGCGGGGAGAAGCCCUACGUGUGCGUCCACUGCCAGCGGCAGUUCGCGGACCCCGGGGCUCUGCAGCGGCACGUCCGCAUCCACACGGGCGAGAAGCCGUGCCAGUGUGUGAUGUGUGGCAAAGCCUUCACCCAGGCCAGCUCGCUCAUCGCCCACGUGCGCCAGCACACGGGGGAGAAGCCCUAUGUCUGCGAGCGCUGCGGCAAGAGAUUCGUCCAGUCCAGCCAGUUGGCCAAUCACAUUCGCCACCAUGACAACAUCCGCCCCCACAAGUGCAGCGUGUGCAGCAAGGCCUUCGUGAACGUGGGGGACCUGUCCAAGCACAUCAUCAUUCACACCGGAGAGAAGCCGUACCUGUGUGACAAGUGUGGUCGCGGCUUCAACCGGGUGGACAACCUCCGUUCCCACGUGAAGACCGUGCACCAGGGCAAGGCGGGCAUCAAGAUCCUGGAGCCAGAGGAGGGCGGCGAGGUCAGCGUGGUCACUGUUGAUGACAUGGUCACGCUGGCCACCGAGGCACUGGCAGCCACGGCCGUCACUCAGCUCACAGUGCUACCAGUGGGGGCAGCAGUGACCGCUGACGAGACAGAAGUGCUUAAAGCCGAGAUCAGCAAAGCUGUGCAGCAAGUGCAGGAAGAAGACCCCAACACCCAUAUCCUCUAUGCCUGUGACUCCUGUGGGGACAAGUUCCUAGACGCCAACAGCCUGGCCCAGCACGUGCGGAUCCACACAGCACAGGCGCUGGUCAUGUUCCAGACAGACGCGGACUUCUACCAGCACUACGGGCCCGGCAGCACGUGGCCGGCCGGGCAGGUGCUGCAGGCCGGGGAGCUGGUCUUCCGCCCUCGGGAUGGGGCCGACGGCCAGCCCGCCCUGGCCGAGACGCCCCCCACAGCCCCAGAAUGUCCACCGCCUGCUGAGUGAGCAGGCGUCCCUCUUCCUGACUGUUUAUUUAAGGAUGGGUGGCCCGCUCCCCUAGAGAAUAAAUUUCAUUAUUUUCUAA
Molecule: messenger RNA, 2721 nt
Organism: Miniopterus natalensis
Lineage: Eukaryota; Metazoa; Chordata; Mammalia; Chiroptera; Miniopteridae
Source: RefSeq, a predicted model, not a curated record